AUGUUACUUAAAUUAUACCUCACAUUAGCUGCGGUUUCCUUUAUAAACACUGAAAUGGUAGUACCAGGGAUCGAGAGGACUUUGAGUGAGGGUGUCACAAGCAUGGGUUAUAAAGUAGUAUAUGGAGACGAAGAUUUAGAUGUUAUAAAUGAAGUAGUAAGUGAUUCGGAGAAGCUGGAAACAUUUAAAAAGAACACAGAGCUCAAUAAACACUUGCCUCCACUGCCAUCGAUAGAUGUUAAGUGCUUAAUGUCAGUUGACAGAUAUUGUUCCAAAGAUAUGGGAGAAAUGAAAAGUAUUUUAAUACAAGCCCUCAAGGAUGACUGCGCGAAAUGCAGUCAGAAACAGAAAGAGAGAGCAGGGAAGAUUGUAGCAGCGAUGAUGGCUCACGACCCUGUCGCUUGGAAGCAGUUCCUUACAAGGUCAGCUCUGGAAAUCUUGCCGAAAAAAACGCCACCAAAAGAAGUUAAACAUAUUUUUAAGCAAGUAGGAGAACCAGAAUAUAUAGAAAACUCGAAACAUAGAUAUACGACGCCCGGAGUGAAAACAAUUUCUGUAAAAGGUCAAAGAGAUGAUCAGAAUUAUACAAACAGGCUGAUAUAUAAUGACGGCAAUUUGAUGGUUCUUAACGAAGUAGUAUUAAAUAAAGAGUGUCUUGCCGAAUGGAAUGAUGACAUAGACCAAAAUAAAUUUAUACCUCCGAUAGGAGUCAAACAAAUAAAGUGUUUGAUGUCUGUUGAUCGACAUUGUACCAAGUCCAUGGCUCAUGUUAAAGGUAUCCUCAUAAAGGCUUUGAAGGAUGGGUGUGAGAAAUGUUCAAUAAAGGAAAACGAAAGUGUUGGAAAGAUAGUAGCAUCAAUGUGGGCUUACGAUACUAAUACUUGGAAAAUGUUUUUAACCAAAUACAACGGCAUGGAUAUAAUACAAAGAAUAUUUGGAUAA
Messenger RNA from Danaus chrysippus (African queen), 942 nucleotides. NCBI's taxonomy places the organism in Eukaryota, Metazoa, Arthropoda, Insecta, Lepidoptera, Nymphalidae. The record is from the annotation of a GenBank genome assembly.